This is a messenger RNA of Brettanomyces bruxellensis, 837 nucleotides long. RefSeq lists its product as uncharacterized. Gene Ontology annotation, biological process: transcription elongation by RNA polymerase II. Lineage: Eukaryota; Fungi; Ascomycota; Pichiomycetes; Pichiales; Pichiaceae. The coding region runs from base 1 to 837 and encodes 278 amino acids. Gene Ontology annotation, cellular component: nucleus; elongin complex. The transcript has a single exon. The record is from RefSeq and is a predicted model, not a curated record.
AUGGACAAACAGCGACAUCAGAAAUUCCCGUCGUUGGUAUUUCUCGCAACUCUCAAAUGCAUUGAAAAUGUGCAUCUCAUCACAGAUGUUGGCACUACACCGUAUCAUCUUGUUGAGCCAGUGUUGAAGAAGAAAACUGCAAAGGCACUACGGCAGAUAGAGCUGAAAUCACCCCACUUGGUUUCCCAAUCGGAUCCAAUAUGGCAAUCACUUAUAGCAAGGGAAUUCCCAAACAGGCCUUUAGUUGUUGAGCAGAUGAGUUCCGGGAGAAAAGUCAGGGUCCCGUCAAGACAACUUUAUGAAAAGUAUGCGAGGGAAAAAGAGGAGCAGCAAAAAGAGGCCACGCGGACCUUUAAGCAGCUGACAAGACUGAUGAAUAAGGAGAAGGAGAAACACAAGGUUAAGACAAUAGACCACGCUAUGCUACCCAAAAGAGGCAUGCGACUACUAGGCACCAGUGCACCAAAGCCCGUCUUCAAAAGCAGGCUUUUGGAAAAGGCCAGGCAUCAGAAUAAGAUGAGAAACAGGUAUCUUCUAUCUGCAAUCAAAAAGCCAAAGAGGAGUUUGAAAGGUGGCCUGAUGAGCAAGAAUGCUCCAUUUAGCCCGCCAAAGUCAUUUUCCCGCCCAAUCAGAGUUCCAAGAAAGACUUUUAUAAACAUCACAGAUGAUUCUGUUCGACUCAGAGCUCCAUAUCCACAGCUGAUACCCAAAAAACGACGGCCAGCUAAUUUGAGUCCUCCAUUGAGAAACGCUAGUCUCACUUCGCAACCCAAGCAUAAAAAGUCCAAGGUCUACAUCUACAGCACACAGAAAAGUGGCUAUGAGGCCCAUAACUAG